Camponotus floridanus (Florida carpenter ant) is the source of this 9393-nucleotide messenger RNA. RefSeq names its product protein unc-79 homolog (gene unc79). The transcript has 47 exons. Bases 223 to 8550 code for a protein of 2775 amino acids. Gene Ontology annotation, molecular function: protein binding. The record is from RefSeq and is a predicted model, not a curated record. NCBI's taxonomy places the organism in Eukaryota, Metazoa, Arthropoda, Insecta, Hymenoptera, Formicidae.
AGGCUCGAUAGGGUCGGUAAAGUGUGAAAGUGGGUUGUUUUUGAUUGUUAUAAGCGUCAAAGAAUUGUCAAAAAUGUUAUCGUUUAACGAUCAAUCUUUUCGACAAUUGGCACAUUUAAGUUAAUUAUUUAUUAGAUAUCAGUUGUGUGAGCUAAAAUCGUUUGACCAUACUUGUAUAUAGUGUGUGUAAGAAUAAAAAGUUUGUUUAGGUGAAUCUAUACGAUGGGAACUAGAUUUGCAGCCUACAGUUUAAAGCUGACCAGUCUACAUGAUUAUUAUCAACGGCUACUUCAUGGAACUCAGCCGAUGCCUUCCGGCUUGGACAUUGCAAACACGCUGAAAUAUUUUUCUCAAACUUUGCUAUCUCUGUUAAAAGAAGUGCGCGAAUCACCAUUUGAAAUGAUCAAAUCACAACAGUUUGAUGGAGAACGAAUGGCAUUGUAUCCAAAUUUAGAUUACAAGCAACUUUACAAUGCAUUGACACAAUUAAUUGAUGUUGUACCAUUGAUUCACAUUGGUUUACAAGCAUUUGGAAAAGCUUUGUUGCAAUGUCUAGCAUGCCUGUUGCCAUUCCUCGAUCAUGACCUGAUUGACAAUUUAUCGUACUUAACUGCUAGUACAAUAUCGGUACUUCCUAUGGAACUGCAUGAAGAAAUUGUCAACUACCUCUGUUUUUACAUUUUGCCAUUUACUAUCACAAGAAGAAUUGAAGCUAGUGACAAAAAUGCUGCUAGUCAAUCAGUGGCUGCUGUUAUAAUGAUGGUGUUUCAGUAUUCUAAUAAUCCAGCACAUCAUUGUCAAUUGCUGGAAUGCCUAAUGGCUUUGAAACCAGGAGUUGUAAAAGACAUACUUUGCGUUAUCGCUUAUGGUACUGCAUCUGCAAGAGCAUCGGCUGCAAAAUUGCUCUUUUAUUAUUGGCCGUCCUUCAAUCCAAAUUUAUUUGACCGCCGUGCUGUAUUGGUAAAAUUUGCGAACGAUCUUACUCCGUUUGUAUGUCAACGGGACAGUUGUCCGAAUGCCGGCAAUGCGGAAGCUGGUAAAGUUUGUUACGAUCAUCGCAUUUCCAUUACAUUUGGUACUGAAUCUCCACCACCUCUUUAUCUUUGUAUCGAAUGCGCGAACGAAAUCCAUCGAGAGCAUCCGAAUCAAAUGUUUUACGAUAUUUUACAUCCGAUGCAACAAGUGUCCAUGAUUUGCGAAAAUAAGAAUUGUAGGGCAGCUGACAAAUCAGCCAUCAGCAUUUGUUUUUCGACUGAAUGCGCGAGUUACAAUGGAAAUCAUCCUAUACGAUAUUGUCAGCAAUGUCACAAUAUUCGUCACAAUAAUCGUCGUGGCGGUGAUCAUGUUUAUCACAUGGCGCUUCCACACAUCUCGCAGCUGGACUCGCAAACGCAAACUUAUAUGGUUCAAGCGAUUGUCAGUUUACUUAAAGAAGCUGAACCGCAAAAUAUCGAUAGUAAUCGGGAUGUGACAGAAAUGAGUGCUGUCAACAAGGGAGGCAUAGGAUUCUCAGGAGGUAGCGUUGGCGGCGGUGGAGCUAUCGGAAGUACCUUCGGGAGUCACUGCGAUCCUACAAGUUUAGAAGAACGACAACUUCUCGGCAGAUAUGGCGUAUGGCUGCUUGUUGGACUUUGUACUCCUAAUGAGGAUACCCCGGUUGAAAUACUGGGCCGUUUAUUAUCAAUGUUAUUUCAUUGGUUUCAUGUCACUGCCUACUGUUUCGAUGGCCAAGCGGAAAGCGCGCUCGAGAAAUUAAAAACAGAACACGUCUGUGGCUGGCUUUCGGAAGUUAUGAAGACUCAUUAUGAAGUAUUCAUUUCCUGUCUUUUACCGCAUCCCGCAGAUUACGUCAGAGUUGGGGGUCAUUGGGAAACCUUGGCUUCACGAACGUCGCAUUUGAAAGACGGAUUACAUCGAUUAUUUUGUUUGGUACCGUACGAAGUGAUUACGCCCGAUGUAUGGGAUUACGUGAUGCCGCAUUGGAUGGAAGCAGUAGUAAAUGAUGUUCCCGAACACGAACUUCAAGAAUUAAAAAUCAUAUUGAGCAAAAUUUUGGAUCGAGAUAUGAAUUCUUUGGGAUUUGACACAAAGAAGAUGUACAACUUUGUAGCGAAGCGAUUUGUCAAUACGAGCGCAAAAGUACAAGAACAGGCCCUUAAUUGGCUACAGACGCUUACUAUGCUGGAAAUAACAAUGCCCCUGGAUCAACUAUUUUCAAUAUUCAGUGAUGGGAUUGCCGUGAUGCAAUCGAUGAGUUGUGCAGAAUCGGAAUUAAAGCCAAGUAAAUCUGCAAAGGAUAACGAUAAUGGAAAUGUUACAUGUUCCAUAGUAGAAAAUGACUCGGGAAAGUCGACACCACUUUCCGAUGAUAUGGUACCAACGCCAAGGCAUAUGGAAUUUUCGACGAACGCCGAACUCAAUUUAUCUUGUUGUAUUCUUAUGCUCGAUAUAUUACUAAAACAGAUGGAACUUCAAAAUAUGGAUAAGCAUACUGGUAUUAAUACAUGGGUUUGCCGAGAUGCUUGCCACUUGAUGAAAUCUAUAGUUGCAUCUAAUUGGAAUAACUGUCACAUAUGCGACGCAUCGGAAACAGAAUGCACUUAUUGCGAGUCGAGGGUGAUUUGGCACCAGUUGUGUCUGCAAUUGAUUACGUACAUGGCACCGGAAAAUCCGGCAUAUCCUCCCGAUACAAUUGUGGAUGAUACCGCGGAAGAUCAUGGUCGUAAGAGUUCACCAGAAACGACAAAAAAGAGCGAUUCGAAACCGGAUGUAGUUAUCAAUAUGCCAGUGCCAGAAAUGCAUUCUGUAGGCGGAGUUUUAGUUCACAUGCCACACUUUUUCGAACAGAUUAUGACAGCCACAGUAGAGACAGUUUCGGAACAGCUGGAUCUCGCAGCUAUAAUGCCAACGGAAAAGAUCAUGUCCGCUGUCGCGAGAACGGUCACGUUAUCGGAAACUGAUGUCGCUACUGCAACGGUAAGCGUGGCAAAACCCCACUUGAUUGGCGAAAACGAUGAGCCUGUCAACUUGAGCCCGGAAGCUGAUUUAGACGAUUUUUGGCAUACCUCUGUAGGGAAAUUUCGUUUUACAAUAGAAGAACUGCCGGAACAACUUCAAUAUAUUCAUAAACUAUUGAAGGAGAUAAUGACAAUUGACAAACCUGAUAUCCUUUAUUAUAUGUUGCAAUGCUUGAAUGUAAUGUGUUUAUAUGGCGACGCAUUUAACAUGGCGGUGAAGGAUCAUCAAGGAUUUUUCAUAUGGUGCCAGGAAAACUUGUUGAUAAAAAAUUUAUGGGAGCUCCUAAAUGCAGAACAUUCACAUAUAGCACAAGUAACUGUUCCAUUAUUAUUACAUUGCGUGACAUUACCGUGCGGCACUGAUACUUUUUGGCGGCUCGUACAAGAAGAGUUUCACAAUUCUGAUUGGCGCGUUAGAUUCGUUGCAGUUGAGCGUGUUACAUUAAUUGCAAGAUUUAUGGACUCGACGCCAUUACGAAAUAUAUUGAGUCUCCAAGCUGCAUUAGCAAAUGCAUUUUGUUACUUGAUUACAAGCAUGGACGACAAUAAUGUAUAUGUAGCACAGCGUGCAACCUUAUAUCUCGGAACUAUUCAUGAUGCAGCAAUCAGGUCGUUAAUUUUAUGCCUGGAGACACAAUUCGAUUCCGUAAUCGUAGACCGGCCGAUGGUAUUGCAAUCGCUUUAUCAGCUACACAAUAGCCUUAGCGAUCGGCGGAUCUUGACAUGGGAAUUUUUUCUAAAUCGAUUCGAUACGUUAUUUCUCGAAGCCCAAAUCAAUUUGGAGAAAUCGGGAGAUAUAGCUUAUUUGCGCGAUCUAAAAAAUACAGAUUUGAAUAGCGAAGUAUUCAUGAAAAAGUUGCAUCGCGCGCACGAAGCACUAUCUCAAUCGGACGGUAGCGGGACAAGUUCCGUAAAAACGCUGAGCGCGAGUUUCGGCACAAAAUGGCCAUAUAAGCGCACCAUGUCCGCGCCCGCAUCGAUGAUACCUCGACAAGACACUAAACAAGAAAAGGAAAAGGUGUACAGCCGACAAUAUUCUGCGCCCAUCUUGAAAAGGAAGAGUUCGAGAUUUGGACUGGAUGGUCAUAUACAUUCACUGAACAUGGUUGAUGAAGCUAGCACAUUACCAGGAUACACUCACAAGAUUGUGGAUCUUGAAGAAGCAGAUAAAGAAACAAUGCACUUGCUAAUCUUUCUGUUGAUGCAAUUUCUCUCGAGACAAGAUCAGGCUUAUCCAACGGAUGAGAAGCCACUAUCAAAAACACAGGGCAUAGUUUUGCGGCACUUGUAUCUUCUUUUAGGAUAUAAUCAGACUGAGCGCACUUUCCAUACUUCUCCGCAACGUUUAAGGCUGUCACCAGUGUUUAAUGUCUUUAUCGCCAACUUACCACAACUCUUAGACCAGAAUCAUGUAAUGGGUUGGGUAAUGACACCGCCAGUUUUAGCAAUAUUGCAACAUUGCCCUUGCCCUCCACAAUCUAUUCCUCCUACUGAUCAUCAACCUCCGAGUUAUAGUCUUUGGUAUUUAGAGCCACACAUCAGGCGAUCCUGGUUGAUGUCUUUGCUUGUUAUUUUGUACAAGUGUCAAUAUGGACAACAACCGUGGUGUAAUCAACUUCAAGUAUUAGUGAAGAUAGUGUUGAAUACGCUCGACACCCAGCAUCAUCAAUGUAAAAGAAUUCCAGCGACUGUAGUUAUGGCUGCGCCACCUUCCAGAUCACGUGAUGUGUCUCAACCCUCACUCGGAGUGGAACACGAGUUAACAACGAAUGCAAUGGGGGAAAUGGACACGGAAACUUCGGCAAUGCGCGCAUCAAUGGUUUCAGUGCAUCAACGGAGUCCUGGAGGAAUGCAUGGACAAAUGGAGACCCAUUGGGAAGAAAAUAAUGGUCCAGCUUGUCGUUAUUUCAAUAAACAUUUUACUAGUUAUUCGAUCAAUGCGGAUGAUACGGAGUCUGAGCUUGCUGCGAUUCCUGAAAGUCCAAAAUCUGACAGCACCUUACAUAACAGCAGUGGAGGAUCUCUCGGCGAGUUAGAAGAUACGGCUCCCCAAAAUAUGCUUCUUCAAGAGCCACGUACAUCGAUUAUAUUGGAUGGAAAAGGUAUAACAGAAUCAAACAAUCGAAACAUUAAUAAAUCGAGGAUAGAAUCUGUGACGAAACCUAUAUGGUUUUUAGGAAACGAAGAUGAAGUUCAUCAGGGAAAUAAAACGGGACAUCAAAAAAAAUGGAGCGUGUACGAAGGAGUAAAAAUGAUGGUAACAGGCACCUUUUUAACAGGACAACAAGAGCUUCCAAAAUCCGAAUCUAAAACAACUGUACCGCUGCUAAAGAAUGGAAAAGGGCAUUUGCCAUAUAAUGGAGAUACUGUCUCGUCAAAACCGUACGAUCUGUCAAGCGCCUUAGCCCUUGCUACGAGCAUUUCUCACAUUCAAAGAUCCGAUUUGCCAAAGAAGAAAGAAAAAGAAAAAGAGAAAGAGAAUGAAAAAGAAAGAGAGAAAGAGAAGGAUAAAGAAAAGAGCAAGGAAAAGAGAAUGGAGAAAGAGAAAGAAAAGGAAAAGGAAGAGGAUAAAGCGUUUGUAAAAAUCGCAGGCACUAACACCGUCAAUAACACCGAUUCGCUAAAUGCGAAGCAUCUAGGUCGACAAAAGCAUGUUGAACAGAUCACAAUUACAGCGACAUCGCCAGUUUCACCUUGUCAAGUGAUUACAGUAACCAACAGUGAUCAUUCGAGUUCACCAGCCCUGAGUUCUUCUAUAUCAUCGCAAAUCAUAAGUAUGGAGAAUGGACAACAAACAGGUGGUCUUCCAAUUAGUACACAACCAUUGAUAACUACUCCAACAAUCGAAAGAUUAUUGCCAAUUGGUACGAUAAUUCGCGCGACUGGAUCGCGAACUGCGCAACGUGUAUUAAAAUGCGAAGACACAUAUGGCUCUCCUGAAUCACCAUUAUCCAAAAUGGAUAUUUUGACAGUUAGUUCUUCAUUUGAACAAGAUAGUGAGACUUGCGUGUCUAGUGACAUUACGAGUCCACAUAGCAUUUCUCAAUUGGAGUUUCCAACGCCAGAACGAUUGCUGCCAGUUGGUGGUUCUCAGAGAGAUUUCUCUAAUUUAGUCGAACGAGUACGUCAAGCUCUUGAUAUCUCAGAUAUCGAAGAUACGAAUAAAUCGAAUGACAAUGCAAAACUUGACACUCAUAAUGUGGUACUCAUGAAGCAAGAUAGCGGAACAUCCGAAAAUAUGUCAGCGUCACUUGUACCGACAUGCAAUGAGAUUAAUUCGAGUAGAUCGCCAAGUCCGAGAAGAUUAAUUAAACAAGUGGCUCUAGAAUCGUCUCCGCCAGCGGUUGAUUCCGGAGAUUUUCUCUCAAAAGUAGCAGAUUAUGAACAAAAGAUUAAAUCGAGGGAUCAAUUUCGUAUUCAACGUGACAGGAUACGAAAAAUCACAACUACAACGGAUCAUGAUGCGAUUACUCAUGCGAGACGGACAGAGUCCUGGUCUGGUCCACAAGUCCAACAAAAUUUAGACUUUGCCUCUCAACAAGUGUAUCAUGCAGAUUUCAAUUUAAAGCAGAGUUUAUUUCGCAUCGGUGACGAUUGCGUUUAUGAUAGAUGCUCAGAGUGUGGAACAAUAAGAGAAGAAUAUUCCGAUGAGGAGCUCGGAUUGUGUAUAAUAACCUUAGGAACGUUUAUUCAUCGAGAACCAUCUUUAGCGGCACCAUUAUUACCGGAAAUACUUGGAGUAGUUACCAAGGUUGGACUUUACGCAAUGUAUCCUUGGCAAAGCGAAACAAAUAUGCAUUUGCCAGGUGGUGCAGUUAGCGUAGCGCAUCAGUUUCUUAGAUGCGUUCUUCAUCAAUUAGCACCUAAUGGAGUAUUUAUGCAAAUGUUUCAAACUCAUUUAAACGAGACGACAAGAUUGCAGUUUUUUAAAAGCGUCGCGCAAGCUUUAAUCGAUUUUAACGAAUUAAAUCCCAUUGCGCCUCUGCAAUUGUUGCUCGAGACAUUAAAUAUGAAAAAAUCAUUGCCUUUGGAACGCCUACCGGUAAUAUUGUAUAAUAUUGCGUGUUACUUGGAUUGCUUACCGUUGGAAGCAGGAUUGGGUCCGGGUGCAGCCACAUGGAGCGGAUUAUUGGCACAGUUUGAUGGACUAUUUCGCAGACUCGUUCUUAUGCUUUCUUCCAUUGAAGAUAUUACUCCUCUCUUACGAAUUAUAAUUUCUAUAUUGAAGGUGCCAGGGAUUCAGCAAUCAAAGGGAAUGCUAGACCCAUUUUCCAAAGUAUUAAGUUAUGCCAUACAAAAUUCAACGUUGCAGUAUAAUAAUUUAACAGAUCUCUGCUACUUGUGUCACAGAGGAUUUACUCGUGAUCGUGAUAAGCAUUUUUUUGGAAGAACAAUUGUAUUCGAAUUAAUUCAGGCUAUUAAAUUUAAAAUUACAAUACCAGAUUCAAAUUUUCUAUUACUUCUUCAAUUUGUGCUUCAGGAUAUUGGAGGAUCCUUGCCUAAUACUAUCAUCGCGAUGGAAAAUAAUAUUCAAACGGAUAUGUCGCCAAUCUACAAUACGAACGCCUCUGAAUCUCUAAAGAGUCAGUUGUCGGAUGUCCUUGAAUUUUUAGCUGAUUUUCACACUUUAAGCAAAAUCAAGAGUUAUAACAAAGGUAUGCAGGCUGGAUUGAACGAAGAUACAUUGGGUGGAAUAUUAAAGUGCGGCCUUGCUCAAUAUGUGGCUUUAGAAAUUACGAGGGGCAAUAACAGAGAGAAUAGAGCCGUCGCGCGUUACUUGCCAUGGUUAUAUACCGCACCAUCUACCAUACAACAAGGUGCUCGUGAAUACGUCGAUUGUAUCGGUCACAUUAGACUCUUGUCUUGGUUAUUACUGGGAUCACUGACACACAUGGCCAUGUAUACCGGCAACACGAACAGUCUUACUCAUUCAGCGAUACCGUUGGCGCAACCGAUACCUCAAGAAGUGUCUUGUCACAUUGCCGAUCAUAUACAAAUGAUUUUCUCAGGAUUUCCAGAACAAUCGAAAACAUCAGUUCUCCAUAUGUCGUCGCUCUUUCAUGCGUUCAUUCUUUGUCAACUUUGGACGAUAUAUUUGGAAGAACUGUCCAAGAAUAAUGCAUCAAACAGCGAGAGUCACAAUAUUACUAUGAAUAUUUUGUUAGAAUUUUGGGGCAAGAUAACGCCUUGUAUUUUGCAACUCGUCUCUUAUUCGAAAGCCCUAUCUGAAAUGCUCAACUUGCAUUUCUUGAGCUUAUUGGAGGCUUUGUUGGAAUGCGGAUCGAUUCUGCUAAGUAAAUUACUACCUCUGUGGAAUGCUAUUUUAUUUUCUCAUCAUGUUCAACUACCUGGUCAUUUACAGAUGCGUUUGCAAAAUUGCCGCGAUUUCCCGCCAAGCAGAAUGGCAGAACAUUUUGUUUCAAACCGAAGAGAAUCAAAUGCAGUACUCUUACGAUGGUUGCAUCGAUUACAAUUUAAGAUGGGACAAAUAGAAAUGCAAUCCUCCACCGCCACACAAUUCUAUUCCAUUUAAAGAAGAGAAGGAAAGAGGGUAUGGUCCGAUGGUAACUUUAUAAAUUAGAUUUGAGUCUCGUAAUCUUUUCUAAAAAUUGUAGAUACAGAGUGAACGAAUAUAAUUGAGAAAGCACCUAUUUUUGUGUCAAAUAAUAAAAUGUUUGUGUAUUUGUAAUAUUGUACAUAAUUUAAGUACUACAUGUGCAAAUUAUUAUUUAAUGAUUGCGAGAGAUUUCAAUCAAGUUAAUGUUUUGAAGUUUACACAUGUUGUAAUGCUUAUAUCAUUAUUGUUGUCGUCGUUGUUGUUGGACCUUUUGGUUUAAUCAUCAUUAGUGCACGUUUUAGAGUAUAAUCCCAACCUCUCCAACGGAACCAGACAAUACCUUUAGAAAUAAUAUGAUGAUUAUAAUAAGCGAUUGAAAAAUCUGAUUCUUAUUUGCUAAAUGCAAAGAAGAGAAUUUAACACACAUUUGACUUGCAUUAUUUACAAUCUCUGCUUUCAUUCCAUUAUUAAUUAAUACGACACAAAAUUUUCCUCAAUUGUGUGUUUGCUGUAGCAAGUUAUAAACGUACCUUGUCGUGCAGUAAGAUCUUGCGGAUCGUUUAAAUAAAGACCAUUCAAACCGCGUCCGCAAGAUUUCCACCACCAACCACCUUUAAGCAUCGAAGCGCAAUUCAAAGAUGAUCUAUCAUUAUCCCUAGAGUCAUAAAUAAAAAAAAGUCUAAAUCCAAUGCAUUUUUGUGGCAAUGACAUGUUGCAUUGUUGCAAACAUUUUGCGUAUCGUUACAAUGAUAUAAUGUGCAAAGAUGUAUUUCAUUAUACGUAAUAAAUGUGUUACGUGUGUGUAUCGCUUACCUAUUA